AUGGUUAAGACUAAGACAACUCCCGUCAAACAGUGCCCUAUGUGUUCCUUCCGUGCCAACAACAUGGAUGACAUGAGGAAGCAUAUCCUGGAGUGUGGCCUAGAGACAAUGGAAAGGAAGACUCUCACGUGCCCUGAUUGCAGCUACAAAACUUUCCGUGCUGCUAAUAUGAAUCGGCACCGUAAACGUCAUACUGACAACGACAGGAGUGCUCCCAAGGCUGUGGAACAGAGUUUGGAGGAAAACCGGCCUUCAACGUCAUCCCAAGCUCCCGCUGUACAAACUGAUGUAGAGAGCUGGAAGGCGCAGGAUCCUGGUGACCUCCUGGGGGAGAUAUCGGAAUCUUCUGAGGGUAAUGGCUUGUCUUCUGAAGAUGAGGGAGACAGUCUUCUGGUCGGGCGUACUAUCAGAAGACCAACGCGACCAGAACCAGUUCGAGCCCCAAAGAGGAAGUCAGAAACUGCAACUUUAGUCAAGCCCCAUCCGAAGGAUCCUAUCAACAUGGUUCCAAUGCCAGUGGUAAGCACUGCCCCAAGUGCAAAGAAAACAUGCAACUACGUUAAUGUUGCCACUCAGACAGAGCAAGAGCCGCCUGCUAGCCGAAGGACUGUAACGAAGACUACCCGGUAUUCAGAGGGAGGACGGGACAUCCAGAUAGUCGAGUUUUUCGAGUUCUUUGAGCAGGAGAACCUCAAUCGCUUUUCCUAA
Pecten maximus is the source of this 708-nucleotide messenger RNA. RefSeq lists its product as uncharacterized. Lineage: Eukaryota; Metazoa; Mollusca; Bivalvia; Pectinida; Pectinidae. The transcript has a single exon. The record is from RefSeq and is a predicted model, not a curated record. Bases 1 to 708 code for a protein of 235 amino acids.